GCCCCGUUUAGUUUACGAAAUAGACCCGAAACGGACCUCGGCCUCUGCGACAUCAAUUUGCAUUGGAAGCCACAGAUCUCUCUCCCUGAAAAUUCAAAGCUUCGUCUGUUGCUGCUGCUCUUCACUGAUUCCUCUUCCAUUUCCAAUUGAUCGGACUACUUACCUUUUUCACGAUCUCUCAUUCAAAUCAUCAACACUUGCAUACACGUAUGUCCUAAGAGAAGUGACUCUCUCUGGUGGAGAUGGAGAGUUCACCGGCGGCAAUGAAAUCGGACAGGCGGUGGAGAUCUAAGCCUCUCCAGGCCUCGAAACCCUCGCUUCUGAUGGCCUUCUUCUCUUGUGUCGCUUGGCUUUAUGUCGCCGGCCGGUUGUGGCAAGAUGCAGAGAACAGAAAAUUACUUACUAGUCUUCUUGACAAGAACUCCCUCCAGAGACCCAAAGUGCUUACAGUUGAAGAUAAGCUAAUGGUUCUAGGAUGCAGGGAUCUGGAGAGGAGGAUUGUGGAAGUUGAGAUGGAAUUGACUUUGGCGAAGAGUCAAGGGUACCUCAAGAACCAAUUGCAGCAAAGUGGGUCUUCUUCUGGCCAAAGGCUUCUUGCUGUUAUUGGAGUUUAUACUGGAUUUGGUAGUCGCUUGAGGCGAAAUGUGUUUAGAGGGUCUUGGAUGCCUAAAGGUGAUGACUUGAGAAAACUUGAAGAAAGAGGAGUGGUCAUUCGCUUUGUAGUUGGUCGGAGUGCCAAUCGAGGUGAUAGCUUAGAUCGCAAUAUUGACAAGGAAAAUCGCUCAACAAAGGAUUUCUUGAUUCUUGAAGGUCAUGAGGAGGCUCAAGAAGAGCUGCCCAAGAAAGCAAAGUUUUUCUUCAGUACUGCGGUUCAAAAAUGGGAUGCAGAAUUUUAUGUAAAAGUUGAUGACAAUAUAGGCCUGGAUCUUGAGGGGUUAAUUGGACUUCUUGAUCGUCGUCGUGGUCAAGCUGGUGCUUACAUUGGGUGCAUGAAGUCAGGAGAUGUGAUAUCUGACGAGGGAAAGGCUUGGUAUGAACCUGAUUGGUGGAAAUUUGGCGAUGAGAAAUCGUACUUCCGACAUGCAUCUGGAGCUCUUCUUAUCCUCUCCAAGAAUUUAGCUGAGUAUAUUAACAUAAACAGUGCAUCUCUUAAGGCUUAUGCUCAUGACGAUAUAUCAGUGGGCUCAUGGAUGAUGGGUCUCCAAUCAACUUACAUAGAUGACAAUCGCCUUUGCUGCAGUAGCAUUAGACAAGACAAGGUGUGUUCCCUGGCUUGAUCAGAGGAAAUAGCUUCUUAUCAGGAAAAUCUGCGCAACUUCCUAUUCGGUAUAUUCAUUCAGCAAGUUUUGCAUGAGCCACAUCAUUACUUUCCGAACAUUUGUACACAUUUGUUGCAUCUGCUUGUCUCGAGGGAAUUGUGUCUCACAUUAGCAAGAUUAUUCUCUUGGAUCAGAAGAGUGGCAGCAAUUUUUAUAGGGGGAAUACAUUUACCGAGCCGUCCUCCCCCAUUGGUGCCUCUAUUUUGGCUUAAGUGAAGUUGGAUGCAACUAUAUAAACUCGAUGAAAUAUUUCAUGUAAUUCAGUCAAUAGGAAAGCUUCUGUUUCCUACCAUUUAUGCCUGUGCAUUCGUUCUCUGAAGUUAAUCCAGAGUUGAGCUAUAGCAAUGUUUCCAGUUGUAUAAUUUAAUUGAUUUGUUAACUUCCCAUGCUGUGCAAAUUUGCAAGAGACGUCUACAUCCCAUAUUUGAAUAUCGUUUUCUGA
This is a messenger RNA of Corylus avellana, 1761 nucleotides long. Its product is annotated as hydroxyproline O-galactosyltransferase HPGT3. Gene Ontology annotation, molecular function: galactosyltransferase activity. The record is from RefSeq and is a predicted model, not a curated record. Gene Ontology annotation, cellular component: Golgi membrane. Lineage: Eukaryota; Viridiplantae; Streptophyta; Magnoliopsida; Fagales; Betulaceae.